UGUUGUUGUAUAAAGAAUGGUUUGCGACUGAACCGGAUAAAAAAAAUGGUUUGCGACUGAACCGGAUGCAAAUUCACAAUUUGCGGUUGAACCGGCUUUCGCCAUUUGGGUUCUAAUCUUAUCUUGACAACAUUUCUUGCUUCUCUAAUUUGCGCCAAAAGAAAAAUGGAUAUGUCGCUUGCGUUAUCGACGGCACCAAUGAGUAGGACGAUUAUCUCUGCCACGAGGCGGUCCCAAGUUUCACAACCUAAAGCUAAGAAAGUCAAGCCGGCGAAUAAGCGGCCAACGAUGUCGACAAGCGGUUUCUCCGGCGGAACGACAAAGGAGUUGACUUGGAAGUGCGUAGAAGGUUGUGGAGCUUGCUGUAAGAUUGCAAAGGACUUUUCCUUUGCAACACCUGACGAAAUCUUCGACAACCCUGAUGAUGUUGAGCUGUAUCGAAGCAUGAUCGGAGAUGAUGGAUGGUGUCUAAACUACGACAAAGCUACACGCAAAUGCUCUAUUUAUGCUGAUCGUCCAUAUUUUUGUCGGGUUGAGCCAGAGGUUUUCAAGUCACUCUACGGGAUUGAAGAAAAGAAAUUCAACAAGGAAGCUGUCAGCUGCUGCAUUGACACAAUUAAGACGAUAUACGGCCCUGAUUCCAAAGAAUUGGAUAGCUUCAACCGUGCCAUCAGAAGUAAUCCGAGCUCGAGUUGAUUAGUCAGAUAAACUCAAAGGAAGGUACUGAUUCAGUUCUUUUCUUCGUAAUACAUACCUUAGAGUUCCCCUCAAUGCAUUUGUGGAUUAGAAUGUGUACAAUAAAUAGCCUUAUAGUAUUGGAAAAUUUUGGGAUUAUUUUUGACUGAGAUUACUAAAGUAUGUGGAAGAGAAGCAAAUACCAAAAGACAAAAAGUGAGAUCCUACUGUCAAUCCUCUUCCCUAAUAUAAGCUGCAAAAUUCAUGAAACACCAAAAGUCUUUAUGCAAAACAAAUCGUGGACGAACCUUCUUAAAACAUGUCAUAUCACAGGGUCAAGUCCAAGUUCAUCUUCAGGUUCAUCACUUUCCUCAAAUAGCUGCAUAAACCGAGCUUGAUCUCGCUGCUUCUUCAUCCUUUGCGUGUGCUUAAACAUAAAAACGCCUCCAACCACAACAAGCGUUGUACACAAAACGCCUGCUAUGAUCGCUAUCAUGAAUGUUAACCCGUUAUAUCCUUCCUCUUGCGGACUUGAAGCAGCUACUGCUUUAGAAGAUACUACACACAUUUUGUUGCAUACAAUUCAUAUAUGUUACUCAUCAUCAUAUCUUUUCGUUUCUUUUGACAGGAAACAGAAAUAAGGAAAUUAGUUAUUACUCACCGGAGUGGAACUUGGCGCAACCGUGGCAGACAAAAGUAGCAUUAAUCUCCUUUUCUUUAAAAUGCAUAUAAACUUGGCUAGCAGAGAAAUCAGUGGGACAAACUUCCCAUACAUCGAACUCUUUGUCUGAAACGAGGCUGCCUUGCUCAUAGAUUCCGCAUCGUUUACACUUUUCGCCACCAAUUCCAGUCAUAGGCUGUAACAGGCAAUAGAGUGAAGAACAUAUAUGUAUUUAUCCAUGUUAUUAAUAGAUUGUAGUAAUGAACGGAUGUAAAAGAGAUUUGGGACUAGCCUGCCAUGAUUCUUGACCGCGGAAAGUGUACAAGACACCUGUUUUGGUAACGUCUGGAAGAACAGUUUUGUUCUCUCCAUUGCAUUGAAAGUAGACCGUAUGUUUGAGCUUGAACCAGUCGUGCUUUGUGAAUAUCUCAAUAGAGUUGAG
Molecule: messenger RNA, 1778 nt
Organism: Arabidopsis thaliana (thale cress)
Lineage: Eukaryota; Viridiplantae; Streptophyta; Magnoliopsida; Brassicales; Brassicaceae
Product: zinc/iron-chelating domain protein
Exons: 4
Coding region: 166-696 (176 amino acids)
Source: RefSeq, marked reviewed